Molecule: messenger RNA, 1777 nt
Organism: Rhinopithecus roxellana (golden snub-nosed monkey)
Lineage: Eukaryota; Metazoa; Chordata; Mammalia; Primates; Cercopithecidae
Gene: A4GNT
Product: alpha-1,4-N-acetylglucosaminyltransferase
Exons: 3
Coding region: 204-1232 (342 amino acids)
Biological process (GO): protein O-linked glycosylation
Molecular function (GO): acetylglucosaminyltransferase activity
Source: RefSeq, a predicted model, not a curated record
UUUCUAAGAUCUCAAAUACUGGUUAACUGCAAGUUUCCAGCUAGAAGGUAGGCUCUGAUUCACUGUUUUGUAUUUUCUAAAACAGUUAUAAGUAAUUUGAAAGAUAGACCUGCCAAGAAUUGAGAUCUGUGUUCUGCUUGGUUAGAGCUAACAUUUAUGGUGAGGAAAACACUGCAGGAGCAGGCUGGCACAGAGAAGAGGACAUGAAGAAGGAGCUCCAGCUCUCCCUUUCAGUCAUCUUGAUGUUUGCCUGUGGCUUCCUCUACAAGUUCAUCCAGAAGUCCAGCUGCCUCUUCUGCUUGCCUUCUUUCAAAUCCCAGCAGGGGUUGGAAGCCCUCCUGAGCCACAGACGCGGCAUUGUGUUUCUAGAGACCUCAGAGAGAAUGGAGCCGACCCACUUGGUCUCCUGUGCUGUAGAGUCUGCUGCCAAGAUUUAUCCUGAGCGGCCCGUGGUGUUCUUUAUGAAGGGUCUUACUGAUUCCACACCGAUGCCCUCAAACUCCGCAUACCCAGCUUUUUCCUUCCUCUCAGCAAUAGACAACGUUUUCCUCUUCCCUUUGGAUAUGAAAAGGCUGUUUGAAGACACACCAUUGUUUUCAUGGUACAAUCAAAUCAACACCAGCAUAGAGAGACACUGGCUCCACAUCAGCUCGGACGCAUCCCGCCUGGCCAUCAUCUGGAAAUACGGUGGCAUCUACAUGGACACCGAUGUCAUCUCCAUCAGGCCCAUACCUGAGGAGAACUUUUUGGCUGCCCAGGCUUCUCGGUUCUCUAGUAAUGGAGUAUUUGGGUUCCUCCCCCAGCACCCCUUUUUGUGGAAAUGCAUGGAAAACUUUGUUGAACACUAUAAUUCAGACAUCUGGGGCAACCAAGGCCCUGAUUUGAUGACAAGGAUGUUGAGGGUAUGGUGUAAACUUGAAGACUUCCAGGAGCUGAGCGACCUCAGGUGCCUGAACAUAUCCUUCCUACACCCCCAAAGAUUUUACCCCAUCUCCUAUUCAGAGUGGAGGCGCUACUAUGAAGUGUGGGAUAGAGAGCCAAGCUUCAAUGACUCCUACGCCCUGCAUUUGUGGAACUACAUGAACCAGGAGGGGCGGGAUGUGAUUAGAGGAAGCAAUACACUGGUGGAAAAUCUCUAUCGCAAGCACUGUCCCGGGACUUACAGAGACCUGAUUCAAGGCUCAGAGGGGUCAGUGACUGGGGAGCUGGGUCCAGGUAACAAAGAGAGCUAAUACUGGGUUGCUGCUGCUGCAGUGUGGAAAUGGACAUUUCCUGGAGUGCCACAUUUUCACUUUAUCUCCACUGUCCUUUGGGGGGGGGGGGUGGGUAGAGGGUUACCUCUCAAAUGUCAGUUAGGAUUAGCUUUCUCUGUCUAUAAUAGAACAAUCCCAAAUAAUACUGGCUAUAAAACAUACACUCAUGGUCCAUGUGGCUGCUUGACCUCCAACCCACCAUGUUUGCAUUUCAGGCAGUAGGAUGAAGAAAAGAGGAAAGGUGCACUUGCUUUAUUUUGUGAAGACUUCCUGCUAGUACCAUAUAACACUUCCUCUUACAUUGCACUGACUGAGAUGUAGCUGCAAGAGAGGCUGGGAAGUUUAAGGAGGAAGAAAAAAUGGGUACUGGGGUAGGCAGCUAACAGUUUUGCCACAUGUUCUAUUCAAUACAGUAAAAUUAAUUCCAGGACCUGUUAGAGCAUUGACUGAGGUAAAAAGAGACUUGAUUUCUAGUCCUGAUUUUGACAUUCAUUAAUGCAUUCAGUCAAUAAAUAUUAACUGAG